Messenger RNA from Sesamum indicum (sesame), 1533 nucleotides. RefSeq lists its product as uncharacterized. The record is from RefSeq and is a predicted model, not a curated record. NCBI's taxonomy places the organism in Eukaryota, Viridiplantae, Streptophyta, Magnoliopsida, Lamiales, Pedaliaceae.
GGCAUUCUACCACACAUUCCCAUUUUCAAACCUAAACAUUACCGAGAGAAACACAACAGAGCUAACUGCACGAACCGGAGGAAAAAGGAAAAUGGUAUCGGAUACGGAGCUGAUCGAGCGGCUGCGAGAAUUCCUGAGUACGUCCGACCUCAACACGACCACCACUGCUAUCGUGCGCCGACGGCUCGAGGAAGAUUUCGGCAUCGAUUUGUCGGAUAGAAAGGGGUUUAUUAGAGAGCAGGUCGAUGUUUACAUGCAAAGCCAAUUCGAAAAUGCAGACGAUAAUGGGGAGGAGAUUAAUGACGAAGGAGAGGCUGAUGAAGGAGUGGGAGAAGUGAUGGAGGAAGAAGAGGAGGAAGAAGAGGAGGAGGAAGAAGAAGACCCAACUGCCGCUAGUAACUCUAAAUCCUCCACUAAGAAACGAUCUAGAAAGAAGAAGGAGGUCAAGAAAAGAGGUGGAGGAUUUACCAAGUUAUGCAGCCUUUCUCCAGAGCUUCAGAAAUUUACAGGAGUACCUGAAUUGGCUCGGACUGAGGUAGUAAAGCAACUGUGGAGUUAUAUUAGAGAGAAUAAUUUGCAAGAUCCGUCCAAUAGGCGGAAUAUCGUUUGUGAUGAUACGCUGCGUAACCUUUUUGGUGUAGAUACCAUAGAUAUGUUCCAAAUGAACAAGGCCCUGGCAAAGCACAUAUGGCCCCUGGAUUCUGAUGGUGCAGCUUCAACAAAUUCUGCCCCAAAGGAGAAACAGCGGAAGCAAGAGAGAGAUGAAGAUCAAGAUGAGCCAAAGAGAAAAGAAAAGCGGCAGAGGGCUGGAAAUUCAGCUUUUCUUGCUCCUGUGAAACUUUCUGAUGCUUUAGCGAAGUUCCUUGGCACAGGAGAAAGUGCACUACCUAGGUCCAAUGUUGUUAAGAGGAUUUGGGAAUACAUCAAGCUAAACAACUUGCAGGACCCAUCGGACAAAAGGCAAAUAAUAUGCGACGAGAAGCUGAAAGAACUGUUUAAUGUAGACACCUUCUGUGGAUUUACUGUGGCGAAGCUCCUAACUGCUCAUCUUGUAAAGACAGAACAGUGACUUGGUAAUGAUUUGCUUCUAAUGAGUUCCCAGUUGCACUGGAAUUUUUUUCAAUGUUCAGUGAAGAUGCUGUAUAGGCUGUCCUCUUUGUUCCUUAUGGUAGCAUAAAAAAAAAAAAAACUGGGAAAGAAAAAACAUCUAAAUUUCCAGUCAACUUUCUGACAUGCCAUCUUGUAACUUCUCCAGUGCUAAUUAACCAAGCUAAUGACAAUGCGAGUUAAAUCUGGAUAUUUAUUAUCAUUUCACUUUUUUGCGUUUCUUCUGGAAUUGGAGGAGGCUUCAGCACAGAAGAGUAUUGUGGAGAAGGUUGGAGUUGCUGACUUGUAGUACUGUAUAGAUAGUAAGGUAUUUUGUAGGAUCCAUUGUGGAAUGUAGGUCAUGUUUGUUAAAAACCACGAUUUUGGUUUCAAGCGUGGAAUAGAAUCCUCGACUGUGUUAUAAAAAUUUUGGAGGUUUGCUUUGUU